Eucalyptus grandis is the source of this 1336-nucleotide messenger RNA. RefSeq names its product transcription factor MUTE. The transcript has 3 exons. Gene Ontology annotation, molecular function: DNA-binding transcription factor activity; protein dimerization activity. NCBI's taxonomy places the organism in Eukaryota, Viridiplantae, Streptophyta, Magnoliopsida, Myrtales, Myrtaceae. Bases 169 to 762 code for a protein of 197 amino acids. Gene Ontology annotation, biological process: positive regulation of DNA-templated transcription; guard cell differentiation; stomatal complex development. Gene Ontology annotation, cellular component: nucleus. The record is from RefSeq and is a predicted model, not a curated record.
CAUUUAAUGAGAGCACAAGUAGGAGUAAUAGUAGUAAUUACAGUGUACCGAGUUAGCUCCUUCUCGUCCUCAAAGUUUUCGGCUUAUAAAUAGUUGAGAGCUUCUCUUUCUGAGUCGGCGCGUUGAUAGAACUGCCAUUGAAGACCAUCAAGAAGGAACAAACAAAGCAUGUCUCACAUAGCUGUGGAGAGAAACAGGAGGAGGCAGAUGAAUGAACAUCUCAAGGUCCUGCGCUCCUUAACCCCAUGCUUCUACAUCAAACGGGGAGAUCAAGCAUCCAUCAUAGGUGGUGUAAUAGAAUUCAUCAAGGAACUGCAACAAGUCCUACAAUCCUUGGAGGCGAACAAGAGGAGAAAGAGUCUAAGCCCUAGCCCCAGCCCAAGACCGCUCCAACUGAUCAACACGCCGCCGCCGCCGCCGCCCCCUGAUAGUCCCUUCAGUUUCGAGAGCAUCACUGCUAAUAAGGAAUUAGGUGUGUGCUGCAACUCCUCGGCAGCCGAUGUCGAGGCGAAGAUCUCAGGAUCAAACGUGCUGUUGAAGGUAAUUGCUCGGAAGAUACCAGGUCAAAUCUUGAAGAUAAUAAGCGUCCUUGAGAAACUCUCGUUUCAGAUUAUUCACCUCAACAUCAGCAGCAUGGAAGACAUGGUUUUGUACUCCUUCAUCGUAAAGAUAGGGUUUGAAUGUCGGCUAAGCUUGGAGGAACUAGCUCUAGAAGUUCAACGAAGCUUCUCUUUGGACCCUUCGUGUACUGCAGAAGUGUAAGUUUUUAUGGGAGUUCAAUAUAGCCUUGCGUUUUAGAAACCCUAAUCAUCUUAUAAGAAAAAGAGGAGGAUUUAAAUGUUCCCUCUUGUAAUACUUCUUGCUACCUUUAAUAUAUUACGCAAGUUUAAGUCUGGUAUAAUCUGCUGAGCUUUCUAAUUUGCAUAGUUCUCACAUGAUCUUUCCUGACCUUUGGGACUUUUUAUUUGCUCUAUCCUCAUAGAUCUACAUGAAAUCUACAUAGGUCACAUGAUCUUUCAGAAUCUUUUGGACUUUUCAUUUGCCCUAUCCUCAUAGAUCUACUGAUGUGUUUGUUCCACACAAAUGCCCGAGCAAAAACCUCAUCUUCUUGAUGCAGAAUUUACAUUUGAAGCUGUCUACAACCAGUCUGUAAGCCUAAUCCGAUUGUUUGUCCAAGUCGGAAUGCUUCUUAUUAGCGAUCACGGUGUCAAGCAUUUGGGAUUGGACCUUGAAAUUUUUCAAGGUUCUAGCUAGUAGUUCAGCAAAAAACAUCAAAUGGAUUAUCAAUAGAAUUUGAAUUACACUAUGCCUAUGGAGACUAAACCUGGGAAAGUAA